AUGAACUGGGACGACAACCUCACUCUUACUGGGGAGGAUCCGAAUUGGUCUGUGCGUGGCCAGUACCAGUCUGCCAUGUAUGCUGUCCACCUCAGCAGUGGCCAUUCCAUCCAAUGCAAGUCCAUCAAGGCAUCGACCAUUGACCAGUACCUUCUGGCUGCCUCCUCUCUGAUCCGCUGCUUCACGCAGCAGGACUACAGGAAGGACAAGUUGGGAGACCGAACCAUGGGUGCAUAUCUGUCUGGUGUCAUGCGUGAUAUCAGGAGGUAUGAGACUAUGGCUGAUCGCAGAGAGCCCUAUGACCACCGCAUGCAUGCCCUUGCCUGCAAGGUGGCCGCCAAGUUUCCUAUUACCAGCUUGGUAUGCUGUCUCACUGAUGGCUUUGAGCAGGGAUUGUGUACUGGGUAUCGACUUACUGAAUGGGCUCAGCCUGCCGGCAAAACCAAUGUUCUAUCUCCACAUGGCAAUGGGCGGACUGGACCCGAGUGCAAAACUCGGGCUGUAAUUCCCAACGACAUUCGGGCUGUUGGCCUAUGUGGUGUGCGUCUUAUUGGGCUGGCUAUUAUUACUUUGCCCCUUCUGCGGCUGUCACAGAUGUAUGUAAAAUUCCGCACCCAGAAAAAUGGUGAAAAUGGGGAGGAGAAACUAUAUGAACGAAACCCCAAUCCUUUGGGCCUCUGUUUUGUUUCUUCCACCUAUCGAUCCCUGGUACGGUUUGCCCAAGUCCAGGUGAUGCACCCGAGUUUGUCGCCUGCCUCCACUCCACUCUCCGUCUACUGGGACCCCAAAAGCCGACGCGCUAAGCUUGUUGAUGGCUCUGCCAUUGAGAAGUUUAUGCGUCGUCUGGCUGCAGCGGUGUACAAUUUGCACCCACUCCAUGAUAAAGCUGACCUCAGCAAGUGGAGCUCGCACUCCCUUCGUGUUGGUGCCUGUGUCAUUCUGCACAUCAUGGGAUUUUCUGACCGUGACAUCCAAUGGAUCCUCCGUUGGAAAUCCAUGUCACUUGUCAUGUAUUUCCGCAGUGUGGCCAUUCUAUCUAGACGGCAAAACGCGGCCUUUGACCGACUCCAGGCUUUGCCUCGGCUAUAA
This is a messenger RNA of Seminavis robusta, 1089 nucleotides long. NCBI's taxonomy places the organism in Eukaryota, Bacillariophyta, Bacillariophyceae, Naviculales, Naviculaceae. The record is from the annotation of a GenBank genome assembly.